Messenger RNA from Setaria italica (foxtail millet), 1935 nucleotides. RefSeq names its product cytochrome P450 734A1. NCBI's taxonomy places the organism in Eukaryota, Viridiplantae, Streptophyta, Magnoliopsida, Poales, Poaceae. The record is from RefSeq and is a predicted model, not a curated record. Gene Ontology annotation, molecular function: heme binding; oxidoreductase activity, acting on paired donors, with incorporation or reduction of molecular oxygen; monooxygenase activity. The transcript has 4 exons. Bases 99 to 1631 code for a protein of 510 amino acids.
CAAAAACGAAAGGCCCCAGCUUCGUGCUAGUCAACGCUCUGCUCCUCCUCCAUCCGAGCCAUUCCCCCCGGUCCCAACUCCGAAGAGCCGCAGGGGAAAUGGCCGCCCUCUUCUCCGCCCUCCUCCUCGCCGCUCUCCUCGCGGCCGCCCAAUACGUGCUCCGCCUGCUCCACUCCUUCCUCUGGGUCCCGCUCCGCCUGGAGCGCCGCUUCCGGCGGCAGGGCAUCAGGUGGCCACCGCGCAGCCUGCUCUCCGGCAACGCGGCCGACUACCGCAACCUUAUGGCCGCCGCCAGGUCCGCUCCCCUCGCCUCCUUCCGCCACGACGGCGUCGUCUCCCGCGCCACGCCGCAGUACAGCGUCUGGCCGGCGCGGUACGGCCGGCCGUUCGUGUACUGGUUCGGGCCCCGCCCGCGGCUGGUGAUCUCCGACCCGGAGCUCGUGAAGGCCGCUUUAACCGACUCCACGGGGGCCUUUGAUAAGGCGGGCUCCGGUGGCAACAACCCGCUCGCCAGGCAGCUCAUCGGCGAGGGCCUCGUGGGGCUCUCCGGGGAGACGUGGGCACGACACCGCCGCGUGAUUGCACCGGCGUUCAACAUGGAGAGGGUGAAGGCUUGGAUACCAGAAAUAGCAGCUACCAUCUCAUCUGUGCUGGGCAAAUGGGAGGCUCAAGGUGAAAGCCGAACUGAGUUUGAGAUCGAUGUCCAUAAAGGAUUCCACACUUUGAGUGCAGAUGUCAUUUCCUGUGUGGCAUUUGGAAGUAGCUACGAGGAGGGAAAACGAAUUUUUCAAUUGCAAGAGGAACAGAUGAAACUUGCUCUUCUUGCAAUGAGGACUGUUUAUGUUCCUGGCUUCAGGUUUGUACCAACGAAAAAGAACAGAACAAGGCAGAAGUUAAACACAGAAAUCCAAUGUUCCUUGCGCAAAUUGAUUGAAAUCAAUGGUAGGAAGUGUGAGGAUUCCAAAAAUUUGCUUGGGUUAAUGCUGUCAGCUAGCAAAGCAGGGAGCGAAUUUAAAAUGGGAAUCGACGAGAUAAUUCAUGAGUGCAAGACAUUUUACUUUGCUGGGAAGGAAACAACCGCUAACUUGUUGACAUGGGCAGCACUUCUUCUUGCAUUGCAUCAAGAGUGGCAAGAUAAGGCCCGUGAAGAAGUACUUAAAGUGUGUGGAAAGUAUGAGCACCCUAAUGCAGAUAACCUGAGCAAUCUCAAAAUUAUAACUAUGGUGUUAAAAGAAACCCUCAGGCUGUAUCCUCCAGCUGUCUUCAUCAAUAGGACUGCCACUAAGGAUAUCAAGCUUGGUAAACUAGACAUCCCGGGUGGCACACGAUUUGACUUCCCUAUUAUCGACAUUCACCAUGACCAUGAUGUUUGGGGCAACGAUGCAGACGAGUUUAAUCCAUUAAGGUUUGCAGAUGGCAAGAGCUAUCAUCUUGGUGCUUACUUGCCCUUUGGGAUCGGUCCUACAAUCUGCGUUGGCCAAAAUCUUGCAAUGGUUGAGGCCAAGGUGGCACUUGCAAUGACCCUUCAACGGUUUGCGUUUACCGUCUCGCCAUCCUAUGUUCAUGCACCAAUGAUGUUGUUCACCCUCCAACCCCAGUAUGGUGCUCAAGUUCUUGUCCAGAAGAUGUGAGCCUUCUUUUUGAUAUAGCUAAUACGGGCAUAAGGCUCCGGUAUCUUUGUGAGCAGCCUGAAGGUGCCAUGAGCCCUCUACUUGUUUCAAUCCAGUUCUUGAAAGACUCUUAUAGAAAAUAGACUUGUUCUGUACAGUAAUAAUUUGCUAAAGGCUACAAACACUUGAUACUAAAAGAGCGUUUGUAUCGUACAAAGACCGUCUAUAAUCUGCAUGAAUGUACCACAAAUAGGAUUCUGUAACUUGAGAACUCCUUACAAUGUUCUCUUUUUGAAAGAGGAUUGUGUGCUUGGGUUUGUUGAAA